GCGAUGCCGAAAAGGCUUCACUCGCAGUCGUACCGCGAAGCAGAAUUCAUUUAAUUCGCGACAGCCGCGUUGUACGGAAGCGCGAGAUUCAGCCGGGUACGGUACUCGUGUAGAAAAACGUGUGUAGUUUUCGCCAAAACUUCUGCCCCCCCCGCCAGCACAAGUAGAACAGUGACUGGUUGCAAGAAAAAACAAAUUUUCGGACUUUAAUUCCGGCUAGUGGUGUUUAAUAGUGAUAAAAAGAGGUUGAACUAGUGGAAAGCUGCUUCACUUUUUGAUGCUUGAAAGGAUCAACGAAGACGGAACAGAACAGAGUAUUGAAAAGCUUGUCGGUGAGGACCGCAGAAGCAGCAACAGGUGGAGGUACGAUCGCGCGCUGAGUCACACGCUAGAGUAAUCUCGAUGCUCGAGGGCAACACGAAACCGGGGCUGCCAUCGCGCUAGUACGAGUAGCCUAGUCAUAACAGAUCGCAAUCAGAAGCCCAUCCGGUCAGAUCCAGUUACCAAACAGUUGAAAUCUAUCGCUAGCGCACGUUCGACAAUGGUACUGAAGCAGCGAACGACGGCACUAGAACUGCACUCCCCAACCGAGGAUGUUCUGGUUAGCCCGGGCAUCGAAAGUCUACCCCCGAUGGAGACCAACUCGACGGGAACGGGUGGUGAGGCGACGGAGCGUGUUAAGAUGAAGAAAGAACUCGGACUGCUGGAAGGAGUUGCCAUCAUAUUGGGCAUCAUUCUUGGUUCGGGAAUUUUCAUUUCACCUAAAGGUGUUCUCCAGGAGGUCGGUUCCGUGGGGACAUCGCUCGUGAUUUGGGUUCUGUGCGGACUGCUGUCGAUGAUCGGUGCUCUGUGCUAUGCGGAAUUGGGCACGGCGAUACCGAAAUCUGGUGGCGAUUAUGCUUACAUCUAUGAGGCGUACGGACCUCUACCGGCUUUUCUGUACCUGUGGGAUGCGACGGUGAUUUUUGUUCCUAGUACCAACGCCAUUAUGGCACUAACCUUCGCCAGCUACGUGUUCCAGCCGCUGUUCGCUGCCGGCUGCUCGGUGCCCACCAUCGGACUGCAACUGUUCGCGGCGGUGACCAUCUGCGCGCUGACCUACAUCAACGCGUACGAUGUUCGCAUCACCACCAAGAUGCAGAACAUUUUCAUGUUCACCAAAAUUGGCGCCCUGGUGCUGGUCAUAAUCGUCGGAGUUGUAUGUAUGUCAUUCAGCGGUGGAACGGAGAACUUUGAAAACGCCUUCGAAAACACCGAAACUGACCCGGGCAAGCUGGCCGUGGCAUUCUACUCCGGUAUUUUCUCCUACGCUGGAUGGAAUUACCUGAACUUCAUGACGGAAGAACUGCAGGAACCGUAUAAAAAUUUGCCAAGAGCAAUCUACAUCUCGCUGCCACUGGUAACCUGCAUCUACGUACUGGCGAACAUGGCUUAUGUGGCGGUUUUAACGCCCCAGCAGAUUCUCGCUUCGGACGCAAUCGCUGUGAGCUUCGCUCAAAAAGCCAUGGGCUGGGGAGCCUUCGUGAUGCCUAUCCUGGUGGCUAUUGCCGCCUUUGGCGGUCUUUCCGUACACAUUAUGACCUCCUCGCGAAUGUGCUUCGUAGGAGCACGAAACGGCCACAUGCCGGAGAUUUUGUCCCACAUCAACGUGACUCGUUACACCCCGAUGCCGUCGUUGGUUUUUCUGUGCAUCCUUUCGCUGCUCUAUCUCUUCAUCAGUGACGUGUACGUCCUGAUCACCUACAGUAGCAUCGUGGAGUCGUUCUUCAUCAUGAUGUCAGUCAGUGCGGUGCUGUACUUCCGCUACACCCGACCGGACAUCAACCGGCCAAUCAGGGUGCAGCUGUGGGUGCCGACGCUGUUCGUCAUAAUCUGCGCCUUCCUAAUCGUGGUGCCCUGUUACGUAGCACCGUACGAAGUCGGCAUGGGCUUAGUGCUGACAUUAGCCGGCAUUCCCGUGUACUACAUCGGGGUGGUGUGGCAAAACAAACCUGCCGCGUUUGAGAAUGCGCUUCGCGCAGUCACCCAAUUCUGUCAGAAGAUGCUGAUGACCGCCAAGGAGGAAGCCGAAGGUGACGAGUAAGAUUUGAACAAAACAAAAUUACAAGACUGUACAUAGAAACAGCGAAGCGCAUGCCCGUAUGUAAGUGGCUUUUAUCCCUCCGGGGGGCUUUCAGCCCCCGGUGAUCGCAGUGAUAUUAUUUGAUUUUUUUAUUCUCAAAGUGAAUCCUCGAACAAAAGUUUAAGAAACUGACGACCCUAUUUAUACACUUUUUUGUUUAUUUGUUUGUUUGUUUGUUUGUUCUGAACGAUACCAAAAGAUCUAUGUGCCAAAUUAUUACUCGAUCAUUUUUAUUUCCCCAACUCAAAGCAACACCCCCCAACACGAAAAGAUGCUCCACUUAUCAGUACUUAAAGCAAUUAAUAAAUAUUAAUACCCUCCUUCUAAUUUUUUUGUCAAUAGUAUUUCUUCAUAAGAAAUAUGUUUCCUUAAAUAUUAGCAUAUCAAUUGUGUUUAGAUUUUCCCCCAUUUUUAGUGGUAGAUUAGAGAACAUGUACAUAUUAAAACUUAUUUUUGUAGUUCCAUACAAUUUUUUGUGUGCCCGUCUUAUUUUUCUCUCUUAAUUCUUUGUUUACGAAUCAUCACAAACAUUAGUCUGCUAAGUAUCUGUUAGAAAUAUUUGCCUUCAAACUGAAACCAGUUUGCUACAAGUUUAAUUAAGCACACUAGGCUCUUAUUGGAAGAUAUUUCCAUUUAGUUUAUUAAAGUUCGAACUAUAGAAAUAGUAAUACUCUCAUGGCAAAAAAAAACAAGCAGUACUAAGACAAAACAGAUCAAUAAAAAACAUUUCUAGCUGGAA
This is a messenger RNA of Wyeomyia smithii (pitcher-plant mosquito), 2861 nucleotides long. RefSeq names its product Y+L amino acid transporter 2 (gene gb). Lineage: Eukaryota; Metazoa; Arthropoda; Insecta; Diptera; Culicidae. The record is from RefSeq and is a predicted model, not a curated record. Bases 542 to 2083 code for a protein of 513 amino acids. Gene Ontology annotation, molecular function: L-amino acid transmembrane transporter activity. Gene Ontology annotation, biological process: amino acid transmembrane transport. The transcript is spliced from 6 exons. Gene Ontology annotation, cellular component: membrane.